GUGUGGUCUGACGACGAGAUCAAGAAGUUCAAUCCCCUCACGUUGAAGAACGCUACCGAUGGGUUGAUAGUCCGGGUUCGGGAAAUCCCCGAAAAGGAGGGCUUGGUGUUCAAACACACAAACUACUUAAUAUCGCAUACGUUGAAGUUCAGCAGCGAGUACCUGGUCUCCAGUGAUAAAACAAAGUCUUCUCGAGAUAGCAGGGCAAAAGGCCAGAAUGAAGACGGUACUAAGGUCAUCAGAAGAUACUCGGACUUCGCAUGGCUAGUCGAGGUCCUGUGGAAAAAGUACCCUUUCAGACUAAUACCUGAAUUACCACCCAAGAAAUUUGCAUUAGCCUCUUCAAACGAUGUUUUAUUUUUACAAAAGCGAAGACGUGGAUUACAGAGAUUCCUUUACCAACUUUGCAAGCAUCCUAUACUUUCGAAGGAAAACCUAGUCAUAAUGUUCUUAACUGUGCCGAACGACUUUUCCAACUGGAAAAAAUUUGCAAACAUAGAGUUGAACGAUGAGUUUGACGGCAUACGCAUCAAUCUUCCGAGGAGGUUCAAAAUUGAUCUGUCGGAUGUGUUAAAAGGGUUAAGAGACAACGAAAGCGAUUUUGAAGACAACGAGGAUAUUACAGAUGAAAGUGAGGAGAAUCACACCAGCUCCAAUAGAAACGAGUUUGUUAUCAAUAAUAUCAACCAAAUCUGGAAUGAGAGUCCUGUGAACUUUUUAGACAAAGAUUUUAUCACCAAUCUGAACUCGUUGUAUGAAAGCUUAUCACGACUAGCAGAAUUCUGGUCCAAAUUAUAUUUAUUGGUUGAAAGGAUAGAAAAGCGUGAGUUAGCCCUAUCUGCAGAUCACCAGAGGUUUGCCAUAUUUUUGGAGAACAUGAUUAAAACAGAUGCUGACGUCUUUAGCAUGGACAACUUGAUUGAAAAUAAGUCAAAAAGGAUUGACGAUGAAACUCAAAAUAUGACAAUUAUCAACUCUAUACUUUCUCAAGUGUGCAAAUAUUUUGUAGGCUCGAGAAAGCUCAAAGAGGAAGAGAUGUUAGUUAUUAACAACGAAAUCUUAGAAUCUUGGAAGAGUUUUCAGGAUUACUUGAUUGGCUUACAUUUCUUGAUUGAAAGAUUUUUCAACUACAAAACUGAUAGCGAGAAAGAGAUUCAGAACUUGCUGCAAAGGAUAAUAAAAACCAACGAGAAGAUUAAACAGCUGAAGAUGAAGUCAGAUAUAAGAGGCUCUGAAAUCGACAAGCAUAUCAAUGUAUUGAUCACGUCCAUGGACCAAUUGAGUAUGUUGAUAUCACGAAUAAUCUUGGUUAAAACCACUUUUGUUAAUGAAUUUAAAUUGUUCCAGAAAGUGAAGUAUCUGAUAAGUGAGGUUUUCCAGAACUGGUUCGACGAAAGGAGCAAGUUCCAGGAAACGAAAAAUGACAACAUCCAAAGGUUGUUGAAUGAUUUGAAGGAUUUGCCUCUA
Molecule: messenger RNA, 1467 nt
Organism: Pichia membranifaciens NRRL Y-2026
Lineage: Eukaryota; Fungi; Ascomycota; Pichiomycetes; Pichiales; Pichiaceae
Exons: 2
Biological process (GO): protein targeting to vacuole; retrograde transport, endosome to Golgi
Cellular component (GO): endosome
Molecular function (GO): phosphatidylinositol-3-phosphate binding
Source: RefSeq, a predicted model, not a curated record